UCAAACCACUGACUUGAGUCACUUGACGGUCGGCUACGUACUACGAUGUGGUUCGCUACUCUAGCAUAUGUUACAUUGGUAGCUGCCUCAACGCUGCAACCAAUCACUUCCAGCAACAUCAAGAAAAGCACACAUUCCUCCGAGUCCAUCAAUGAGGAAUAUUUUCUUACGACGAACGUCGAGUUUAAUCUAGGAAAAGGAUGGGGAGUGGCGAAAUCGCUGUUUGACAAUCCUUUGAAAAUCACAGAUGCGAUACAUGACACACGAAAGUUCUGGGACAAAAUCAUAGAGCUCAGUCCAAAUGUCAAGGAGUAUGCCGAUGAAUUCUUUCAUCAUGCCGUGGAGUUGUAUCCAUCCGAGAUGCUCACAGAGUUCAGGGAGUCUAUGGUCAAUGUCUCCGCUACCGCUACUGUUUUGUGCAAAGUUUGCGGCGGAGCCGCAGAGGACAGUGGCGUUUCUCUCCACACCAUAAUAGAAGAACAGAAGGAUAUCUUCGUUGUCCUAUUCGAAGACCUUAUGAAGACGUUCCCACCACCUGGGGAGGCUGCCGGUCACGACAACCGUACAAUCAUGAUCAACGCGGCCCUUGACCGCUUCGAGGAAGGUUUUUUAGGGGUCACCACCAAGCUCGGAGUCAGUGAAGAACUAUUGGAAAGUCACACUAGCUCUCUCAAGUUCGUUGUUCAACAUGUUGCCGUGACCAUAGGAGACCUUGCUGAACAGCACCCCGAGAUCGUCAAUGCUCUCUUGCUCAUUGUGAUUGCAGAGUUGUCACCCUUAUUGUUACCUGAGAUGGGUACAUUAUUUGGGGGAUGGCUUCUUCGCCCACUUCUCCACAUGUUUGGAUUUGGACCGCUAGGACCAAUCAAAGGUGGAAUUGCUGCGUGGUUGCAACGUUGGGUAUAUGGUGCCACCAUCCCAAAGGGUGCCUGGUUCGCGGCGCUCCAGCGCCUAGGCAUGAUCGGUAAAAUGCUUUAAGUAUCUUUGAAGUUGUUCGAGUUUCAGCGGUCGUUUGUUUCAUGACAUCGAAACCCCUCGGGGUUUGUUUACGUUGGUACUUUAGAGUCAAUUUUUGGAUACCUUAUUCUAGAUUCCACGUACCUGUGAGCAUGAUUCUUCAUGAAAUCAAGCCUGGUGCUGAGUGCUUGGAUCCAAAUCAGUCAAGCGUCUAUGACCUUGCCUCUUCUUUGGAAGCCUGGGCUGGCUAGGUGAGCUGAUAGUGUGGGCAUAUGAAUCGUGUGGGUUCCG
Messenger RNA from Suillus subalutaceus, 1248 nucleotides. RefSeq lists its product as uncharacterized. The record is from RefSeq and is a predicted model, not a curated record. NCBI's taxonomy places the organism in Eukaryota, Fungi, Basidiomycota, Agaricomycetes, Boletales, Suillaceae. The transcript is spliced from 5 exons. The coding region runs from base 46 to 978 and encodes 310 amino acids.